Molecule: messenger RNA, 2359 nt
Organism: Electrophorus electricus (electric eel)
Lineage: Eukaryota; Metazoa; Chordata; Actinopteri; Gymnotiformes; Gymnotidae
Source: RefSeq, a predicted model, not a curated record
AGCUUGGUUUACCGCCACCAGAUGGCGUCCUUAUUACAACCUGUUUUGGAUUUCAGGCUGAUGAUAAACGACUUGGGGCAAAGGUUGAGGUUUUAUCGAUGGUGUAUCUAGUUGGAGUGAAAAAUCAGACAUUUUCCAUGCUUAAACAAACGAGAUACACCAUCGAGAAAACCUAUCGAUGGUGUGUCGAGUUGGAGGUUUUCUCGAUGGUGUAUCUCGUUUGCUUAAGCAUGGAAAAUGUCUGAUUUUUUACUUGUGUAUGUAUCUUUAAUAUUCAGUGUAAAUCUCAGGGGUGCAAUCUUGUGAUUUCAGAGGGAAAGAUAGGUUACCUGUCCAGUGGUAGAUUAUAUUUUGUAGGCUGUGAUGUAUGUAGUUGUGUCUACUGGUAGAUGAUAUGAGACGCCACAAUUAUGGUGUAUUCCGGUGUUACUUUGCAUCUUAUGUCUAGGGAUCUGCAUCCCCAUCGACCCCCACUUUUUGUAUUAUCCCCCGCCCCUAACGCGCUUCUCAACUCCCGUCUAUCUUUGUGUCAAUAAAACUCCAGUGGCGCAUCUCUGACCUCAGUCCCCCGUUCAAUUUGUAUAGUCUCCACGUCUCGUCUUGAGCAGUCAACGCUGUGAAGAAGGCAAUAGCUUUCCCCUGUUCUCGUAAUCAUGUUGUGGAAAUCACGGACGAAGGCAGAUCCAUACUGUAUCCAAAUGCCAGACCGCGCGGAUGGACUGUCAAGCUCCUCACCGAGUGGGCGACUCUCGCAGCUCUCUACACUGAACCAAGCAGCCUACUCGACGGCUCCUCCUCUGUGCCACACUCCUGCCUCUGACUUCCAGCCGCCCUAUUUCCCACCUCCGUAUCCCCAGUCUUCACUCUCCUAUUCCCAGAAUCAGGACUCUGGAUACCCACACUUACCGGAUCCGUACCAAUCAAUUAAUUCCCUACAUCAGCAUCAACAGGCUGCUUGGCACACUCAGCAGAGAACCCGGUCGGAAGAAGGAGCAUUGUUGUCUCAGUCUCAUCGGGCUCUGACCCUGGAUCCCCGACGGGAGUAUCCUGGAGUACCCCGGCUUCUCCAUGGAAUUGGGGAGGGCGCAGCCGCUCUUGGAGAUGGUCCGCUUGGAAUGCACGCGGUGGGUCAUCACGGUGUGGAAGACAUCCAGGGGAUGGAGGAAGCAUCAUCUCUGGGGAUCCUGGACCAUUCUGUUAUCAAGAAAGUUCCUGUCCCAUCGAAGUUGAAUGGCUCUUCUCUGUCUGUCCUCUCCUUCGGGAAGGAUGGCUUGGGCCUGGGAGGUGUGUCCAACCCCGGGGAGGUGUUCUGCUCUGUGCCCGGACGCCUGUCACUGCUCAGUUCCACCUCCAAGUACAAGGUGACGGUGGGAGAGGUCCAGAGGAGGCUGUCUCCACCCGAGUGCCUCAAUGCCUCGCUGCUAGGUGGAGUCCUGAGGAGAGCCAAGUCAAAGAACGGAGGACGCUGUCUGCGUGAGCGCCUGGAAAAGAUUGGCCUCAAUCUCCCCGCCGGGCGCCGCAAGGCAGCUAAUGUCACACUCCUCACAGCUCUGGUGGAAGGAGAGGCAGUCCACCUGGCACGGGACUUUGGUUAUGUGUGUGAGACGGAGUUCCCAGCCAGAGCCACUGCAGAAUACUUAUGCAGGCAGAGUGAUCCAGACCAGCUAUCCACAAGGCGUAGCAUGCUACUAGCCACCAAGGAGAUCUGCAAGGAGUUUGUUGAUCUGAUGUCCCAGGACAGGUCUCCGCUGGGUGCCAGCCGGCCCACCCCAUGCCUGGAGCCUGGGGUGCAAGGGAGCCUAACCCACUUCAGCCUCCUCACCCAUGGCUUUGGCACACCGGCCAUCUGCGCUGCGCUCUCUGCCUUUCAGAGCUACCUGCUGGAGGCCCUCAAACUGCUGGACAAAGGGGAAGGAGGCGGCAAGGGCCACCAGGAGAAGGAGCUGAAACAGCGCAAGUGAAGUACUGCCGUAUGCACACGGAGACUGGAAAACACAGACAGAGAGCGAACUCUUCCCCAGCCUUUAGGAGAGUGUGACUGUAUUUAUGUGUGUGUGUGUGUCUGUCUGUUUGAGUCUGACUUAGAAGCAGCACCCCUGCUGCUGAUGGGUUCAAUCUUCAGUCGUCCUCUGUGAUGUCUGAGCACGUGCCUGUAGGAGGCGUUGUCCUCUGGACAGAGACAAUGGCAGCUCAUUGUAUUCUCUGCACAGGGUCGUCCCAUUCCCCUCCUCCUGGACUCGAUCAAGGGAUGGCCAGAAGGAGUGCCCCCACUCAGAUCCUGAUUUGUUUGCUCUGGGAGAACUGAGUCAUGAGAACUGUAAUCAAGCAAAUAGAGUGACUGUCCACUACUGGGAAGGGA